Dendronephthya gigantea is the source of this 1377-nucleotide messenger RNA. Its product is annotated as 1-acylglycerol-3-phosphate O-acyltransferase ABHD5-like. Bases 82 to 1257 code for a protein of 391 amino acids. NCBI's taxonomy places the organism in Eukaryota, Metazoa, Cnidaria, Anthozoa, Malacalcyonacea, Nephtheidae. The record is from RefSeq and is a predicted model, not a curated record. The transcript has a single exon.
UAAAGAUCAAAGGUCGCUAUAUUGAAAUUUAAAAACAUAGCUUUUACAUGCUAUCUAAUCAAGCUCUAUAAAAAGUCCAAAAUGCUAUUUGGAAUCGAUAAAAUGAUAAGGUUCAUUUUGAUAUUUAUCAUAAACUGUCUCCUCAAGUUGCUGUUUAAAUUUGAAACAGUAGAAGCGAAACUGGAAAGGACAGAAUUGCUAUUAUUGAAAUCAUGUAGGCGCUUUUACCAAGAGAAAUUUAUUACUGUUGAAGAUAACGUGUUAAUACGGACCGUUGUGUUCAAUCCUGGGGUGCCUAAUAAACCAGCACUAGUCCUGUUACAUGGUCUUAACACCGGUUUGUGUUCAUUCCUUUAUAACGCGAAAAGAUUGAGUAGAAAUUGUACUGUUUAUGCCAUUGAUCUUCCGGGAUUUGCACGCAGCUCGAAGCCUUCGGUAUCAGGAACAGUGGACGAAAUUGAACGCAAAUAUGUAAGAUGGUUAGAGCUAUGGCGUCAAAAUCUGGCCAUUGAAAAAUGUUUUCUACUUGGUCAUGACUUUGGUGGAUACAUUGCGACCUUGUACACUCUCAUGUAUCCUUGGAGAGUCUGUCACUUAACACUGUAUGAACCAUGGGGAUUCCCAAUACUACCAUUUGGUAUGACUGAUCGCAGUCCAAACAGGAAAUCCAUUGAACAAUCCGAGUUCUUCCCACGGUGGCUUACUAAACUAGAUGUUGUUUUUCACUGCGCACAACGUCUCAAAUUUAUUUACGCAAUCGCGUGCUUUUACUGUCGUCAAUUAAAAUAUUUAUAUCAAAUGAUUAGACAUCCUUGUACGUUUGUACAAAAUUUGUUUAAAAAACAAGAAGCAUGGUCUCAAUAUAAAAAGUUAUGUCAAGAAGUUCAAAACUCGUCUGGUAAAAACGCUUAUAGCAAGUUGAGUGUGUUAAAUAUCUGGGCAAGAGAUCCUCUGAUAAAACGAAUCAAUUCACUAGAUGAAAAGGUGCAGAUAACAUUCAUUUUUGGUUCAAAAUCAUGGUUUGAUCAUCGCUCAGCUUAUGAAGUGAAGUGUUCAAGAUUAAAUCAAAAUUCAGUCAAUGUUAACAUUAUUGAAGGCCAGUGUAAACGGCCCAUACACGAAGAAUGCCGCAGAGAUUUUGAAAAUAUAAUUUUGCAAACGUUAUCGUCGUACGAGGACGAACAAGACGAAGGUUGGAUAGAAGAUGAAUGGAUCUCGUAUGAUCACUCGGACGAUGAAACUAAUAAUGUCAUCUAAACUACUAAAUAAACAUUCAGCUGUGAAUAAAGCUGCGAACUUACUUCGUUAGGUAACAUGUGAAUUUACGAGUGAAAAAUUUUUUCUUUAUGCAAUAUCUACUUUUGGUUGUUGCAGAUA